UUUCGUCACUCUUUUACACAUUUCCCACUUGUAUAUUUCAUACCUGUAAUCUUGUGAACGUAAAGUUUGAAAAGUUAACCUUCCAGCACAUUAUUAAUAGCCUCCGCUGAUUAAGAGUCUUGGAAAAAUCGGUGCAUUAGUGAUACAGUGAUACAGCUCUUGGGUCAGCGAAUGUCGCAUUUGGAAUGGGAAUGGAAAUGGAAAUGGGAAUCGGAAUCGGAAUCGGUUGAUGGGGGCGAGUGGCAUUUCUCUUCGCAAUGACCCACAUUGGAGCCGUAUAAAUAGUGGCCGCAGGGCAGAGCAUUGUCAUCAGUUUCCGAGCUCAGCUCCCCCAUCCCACUUCGUUCCAUCGCCAAGUGCCAGUUAAACCCAAGUGGAACCGACAGCAAUAUGAAGGUGUUCAUCUGCCUGAUUGCCUGCUUCAGCCUGGCCCAAUCCGGAUUCAUCGGAGGAGGCGGUAGCGCUGGCUGGUCAUCCGGAGGAGGAAGCGCUGGCUGGUCAUCCGGAGGUGGUGGCAGUGGCUGGUCAUCCGGAGGAGGAAGCGCUGGCUGGUCAUCCGGAGGAGGCGGCGCCCCCACCAUCGUCAAGGUCAUCAGCGAGGAGGCUGGCCAUGGUGGCGGCGGAUGGGCCGGCGGUUACUCCGGUGGCUAUGCCCAUGCUCCCGAGGAGGUGAAUAUCGUCAAGGUGAUCAGCGAGGCUGGUCACUCUCACGGUCACGACCAUGGCCACAGUCACAGUCACGACCAUGGGCACGGCUCCGAGGUUAAGAUCAUCAAGGUCUUCCAGGAGGAGGGUCAUGGCCAUGGCCAUGGUCAUGGCUACGACUACUCCAGCGGCGGUCAUGGACAUGCCCACCAUGCCGAGGAUGUGAAGAUCAUCAAGGUGAUCAGCACCGGAAUCGCCGAUGGCGGUUGGUCCUCCGGCGGUGGCUGGUCCUCCGGUGGCUCCGGCUGGAACUAAGCAGUUCCUCGGAGAUUCACACCUCUACGGACACCUCAACGGAUCCCAGACCAUUCAGGCAAUCCAGUGCGCUGAUGUCAACUCCUUUGUUCCUGUUGUCGGAGUUGAGCGGCGAUAUUGGCCUUUCUCGAUGCUCGAAGUUAGUUUAAGUUGGUGCACGCGUUUUGUGUGUGCGCUUAGAAACCAUUAAGUUUUUUGUUGCUAAUUGUUAAUGAAAUACACAGAAAAAAUGAAAAAA
Drosophila yakuba is the source of this 1198-nucleotide messenger RNA. Its product is annotated as loricrin. NCBI's taxonomy places the organism in Eukaryota, Metazoa, Arthropoda, Insecta, Diptera, Drosophilidae. The record is from RefSeq and is a predicted model, not a curated record. The transcript is spliced from 2 exons. The coding region runs from base 391 to 960 and encodes 189 amino acids.